Molecule: messenger RNA, 3578 nt
Organism: Aspergillus pseudonomiae
Lineage: Eukaryota; Fungi; Ascomycota; Eurotiomycetes; Eurotiales; Aspergillaceae
Product: potassium ion transporter
Exons: 2
Coding region: 642-3101 (819 amino acids)
Biological process (GO): intracellular potassium ion homeostasis; potassium ion import across plasma membrane
Cellular component (GO): plasma membrane
Molecular function (GO): high-affinity potassium ion transmembrane transporter activity
Source: RefSeq, a predicted model, not a curated record
GGUUGCGCACUUCCUUCUGCAAGCCGCAGGCAGAGAAAUUAAAGUACGUCCGGAUGUUGAUUAGCAGAACCAUUGCGGCGAUUUGUCUCCACACUGCCUUUUCCUGCAGCUUAGUGUCUGGCCUAAUUUUUUUCUUUUCAGCCCCGAAAAAAAAAAUAGCAAUAAAUAAAUAAAAUUCCGGACUCUUUCACAUUCUUCCAAAGAAUAUCCCUUUCUACAUUCCUUCACAUCGGAAUCUCUUGUGAAGGCUCCCGCGGACACCGCUUACGGAGGGUAUAUCGUAUCGCAUGAUCAAUCCCAUUCAACCAUGCCCUUGACGCCAACAUACCUCCAGCUAGCAUGUCGUCUCGCCAGAACUAGACGCUAACAAUACGGGUUGGUUCUGCGGCAUGUUCGCGGUUGCGACACCUUUUCCCACGAGAAUUUGGAUCCGUCGAUCGUCUAGCUGACAUCGUGCUGUCAUACUCGGUACACUACAUCAGAAUUGCGCGAUAACCUUUGAUCUUCAUUCCGACAGCCAAUUUCUAGAAUCCUCCCGCGCAUCUGCCACGCGAGAAUUCUCCGACCAUUUCGUGACUCUCAGACGGACGACUGUUCCCCCGUCAGGAUCACCAAGCGGUGGUACAGCCGUAGUCGUCAAGAUGUUUUCCUCUUUCAUUCGCGGGGUAGCCUCGGUCAAGUCGCAAGUGCCACUAUUAAGGAACCUGCGCCUCAACUACAUCUUGAUACACUAUAUUUAUAUCAUUGCGAUGGCCAUAAUCACCUCGAUUAUUAUCUACCCAGGAAACGACCUCGCUUAUAUCGAUGCGCUCUUCUUCUCAGCGGGGGCCGCCACGCAGAGUGGGCUGAACACGAUAGACUUCAACCUGCUGAAAACAUACCAGCAGGUCAUCCUCUACUGGGUCUCCAUGCUGACGACCCCCAUUUUCAUCAACACCGUUCUAGUCUUUGUCCGACUGUACUGGUUUGAAAAGCGAUUUCAGCAUGUGGUUCGUGAUGCUCGAGCUUUGCGCCAAACCCGAUCCAGAAUGCGGACGAUCAGCGAAGACAAGGAUAACCAAAAUCACAGCCGGGAGGAGGCUGGCGUCGGGGGUCGCUCCAUUGUGGUGUUGCGCGAUAAUCAAGGAGGCCCCCGGGACCGUGAGCAACCAGGCGCCAUCUACAAAACACCUUCCGACAGUGACUCGAGACCCAGUUCGUCGGGUGCCAGAGAUGAGAGUGGCAAUACCUCCGAGCAAGAAACCGACGGCAACAACAACUUGAGGCGAGAGUUUGGGAGUCUCCGGGUUCCGGCCCAAUUGAGCCCCGAACAUCACAUUGCCUUCUUGGAGAAUCAACGGAGGUCCAAAGGUGCCUUGAGGAUACCUAGUCCGAGGGAGUAUGACCGUGGUGGCGUUCCCGAGGUCCUGGAAGAAGAGGAGGGUGGAGGGGCAGAAGCCAUUGGCGAGACCAGUACUCAAUCCGACGAUCCACCGAGCCCACGCCAUGUGGAGGAGGACGACCAGGUAGGGCCGAUGGAGGGGCCGCAUAUUACCAUCAAUGAGCCGGAUAUGAUACGGACACGGACGAGGAAUUCUACCUUCCCCCGGUUAGACACCCGUCCUACCGUGCGCGAGACGGCGGACUUGAGCGAUCCAUCGCCUCUGGCCCGCACCACCACCCGGAGACCCACGUUCACCGGCGUGUUUCGGUCCCUGACGCAGGAGAGAGACCGGAAUACGCUUCCCUAUCUGAGCUGGAAUGCGACGGUCGGCCGGAAUUCCCAGUUCGUUGAUCUGACCGAGGAGCAACGGGAUGAGCUAGGAGGCAUCGAAUAUCGAGCACUCAAAACAUUGGCGGUCGUGCUGAUCUCGUACUAUGUCUUUUUCCACCUUCUAGGGAUUAUCUGCUUGGUGCCGUGGAUCCUGACGACUCGCUGGGGUGUGGUUGUCACGAGUAUUGGGCAAGGACGACCUUGGUGGGCGAUCUUCACGGCUGCAUCCUCUUUCAACGACGUGGGGUUCUCCAUCACCCCUGACUCGAUGAGCUCGUUCCAAGAAGCCGUCUUUCCCCUGCUUCUGCUGGCCUUCCUCAUCAUCAUCGGUAACACAGGCUUUCCCUGUAUGUUGCGAUUGAUCAUUUGGCUAUUGUCCAAGCUUGUGCGAAAAGAAUCUCCCUUGUGGGAAGAGUUGAAGUUUCUCUUAGAUCAUCCUCGUCGCUGCUUCACCCUUCUCUUCCCCCGUAAUGCUACUUGGUGGUUAUUCGCCAUCCUGGUGGCGUUGAACGGGAUUGAUUUGAUCUUUUUCAUUAUUCUGGACUUGAACGAUUCGGCUGUCACCUCUCUAUCUACCGGUAUCAAAAUCUUAGACGGCCUUUACCAGGCCGCGUGCACGCGUACUGCCGGCUUUGCUGUCGUCAGUAUAGCAGAGUUGCAUCCCGCUGUCCAGGUAUCCUACAUGAUCAUGAUGUAUAUCUCCGUUUUCCCGAUCGCCAUCUCUCUUCGUCGAACCAAUGUGUACGAGGAGAAAAGUCUCGGCGUCUACCCUGCAGAUGAUGACGACAACGAUGAGAACCAGACCGCGCCGAGUUAUAUUGGAGCUCACUUGCGGCGGCAGCUGAGUUUCGACUUGUGGUACGUGUUCUUGGGUUUAUUUAUCAUCACCAUUGUCGAAGGAGGACGCCUGCAGCGCCAGGACGAUUACUCGUUUCAAAUCUGGUCGGUUCUUUUCGAGGUCGUCUCCGCCUAUGGCACUGUCGGUUUGUCCAUGGGGUACCCAGGAGUCAAUGCAUCUUUCGCGAGUCAGUUCCAAACAUUGUCAAAGUUGGUUAUCAUCGCCAUGCAAGUCCGUGGUCGGCAUCGUGGCCUCCCCUACUCACUGGACCGUGCCAUCUUGCUUCCAUCCGAGGCUUUGAACCACCAUGAAAUUGCGGAUGCAGAGCGUCGAAUGCGCCGCCGUGCCUCUAGUCUCAGCCAAAUGUCUACGGAUCACCGGCUGUCCCAGGCUCAGGAGAACGGCAUGUCCACCGGGCAAGACCCCAGAGACAAAAAUACGCCGUGGUUCAGUGGGAGCCCUGUCUUGCGUCGCCAGUCUACCCGGCGAUCACAGAGAUCUCAACGGUAGGACUUUCACUUUUCAAAUAGACUUUUUUUUUUGGAAGCUCCUUGUCGUUUAUUGUGAUACUCACAUCGAUGGUUUUAAUCUUCUGUGAUUGGGUGUAAAAUUUGCUUUUGGUGUUUUAGACCUUCCGUUAUUGAGAUAUAUUCGUAUUUGAGCGUCGCCUCUGCCGUUUAGCGUAUCAUUGCUCGAGCGUCUACAAUGUUUUCCUCCCUUGGGCUGUAUAGUGUGGCUUUGUCUGGCAAUUUCGGUGGCUAAUUUUCUCAUCCUGUAUAUACCCAAUUGAAGGCCACGCAGCAGGCUGUGUGUCUGAUUUCUAACGAUCUUUUCCUGUAUUAUAAGUAGCCGCCCGAGUAUAUAUGGCUUAUUGAACCACCCACCCAUAGAAUAUAGACAUCCAGGCGACUCACAACCUGGACUGUCUGUUUGGCAUUCGAAAUAGCCAUCCCAGCGGUACAGAAAAUUCAUAUUUGACACGCCUUC